ACACCCCCACCGAAACUUCAUCGACAGCUCCAACUUAUUUGGGUUAAAGAGUUAAACGUCAAUAUUUUAAUUUUUUUUGCUUCCAUAUAUACUCACGAUUCGCCUCUUCUAGACUUUCUACUAUUCUGCUUUUCUUCUUUCUGGUUUUGCUCCGUUCUUCGCCAUCGCCUCCCACCUUCAAGGCCUCGAAGCAGUUUCCAUUGGGAUUUUACCUUAUUCUCGCCUUUAAUUCAUUCUAAGAGGUUCAGAUAACAGAGGCACAUCUUGUACACUGAAACUUGUCCUACUUCUCAGCUCCUCAUCCACUACGUAUUUAAGAGUUAAUUUGGGCUGUGGAGAGCAUUAUGUGCUUGAGCUGCUAGUGGUAUCUUCUAAUAUAUCCAAUUUGAUGGCCUUUUGCGGUUCUUUGCAAUUUUCACAUGAAUUGGGAUUUGGAAAGAACCAUGUAUGUGGUAACCGAUUCAAGAGUCAGGUGGGAAGAGGCCGGCUACAUUUAUUGAGUGUGUCUCUUUCAUCACGUUCUUUGCGACAGGAUGCUUGGAGUUUACUUCUCUCAGACACUGUAAACAGGCCAAUAUGUUCUGUACAUUCCAGAUAUAAUGUUUCCAUGUGCCGAUCUUCUCUGCUACCAGGUCAAGCAAAUGAGAUUCCCAUCCUGAAAAAUGCUGUGCUGGCGUUGACAAGGUCAUGUAAUGCUGUACAUAAAAAUUCUCUUGUGUUUCAAGUGGUUCCAGCAGUUGGUAUUGUUGCUUUCACUAUCUGGGGGCUUGGGCCACUCAUGCGUCAAAGCAGGAACUUGUUUUUUCAUAAGAGUGAUGGUAGUUGGAGUAAGAGUAGGACACAUUAUUUUAUGACCUCUUACCUUCAACCUUUGCUACUGUGGACUGGAGCAACACUCAUCUGCAGAGCAUUGGAUCCAGUAGUUCUCCCUACAGAAGCUAGCCAGGUUGUUAAGCAACGUCUCUUGAAUUUCGUUAGAUCACUAUCAACUGUGCUGGCCUUUGCCUAUUGUCUAUCAAGCUUGAUUCAGCAAGCACAAAAAUUCUCUACGGCGACAAAUGAAUGUAGUGACACAGGAAAUAUGGGUUUCCAAUUUGCUGGUAAAGCUGUAUAUACUGCAGUAUGGGUUGCUGCUGUUUCAUUGUUCAUGGAGUUGUUGGGUUUCUCUACUCAGAAGUGGGUCACUGCUGGGAGUCUUGGAACAGUAUUGCUGACCCUUGCUGGUCGUGAGAUAUUUACAAACUUUCUCUCAAGUGUGAUGAUCCAUGCAACACGACCAUUUGUUGUGAAUGAAUGGAUCCAAACAAAGAUUCAAGGCUAUGAAGUUUCUGGUACUGUGGAGCAUGUGGGUUGGUGGUCGCCAACAAUUAUAAGAGGUGAUGACCGUGAAGCAGUUCACAUUCCAAACCACAAGUUCACGGUGAAUGUUGUGAGGAAUCUCAGCCAGAAAUCCCAUUGGCGCAUCAAAACACACCUUGCCAUCAGCCACUUGGAUGUUAAUAAGAUUAAUAAUAUUGUAGCAGACAUGCGCAAAGUUCUGGCAAAAAAUCCUCAAGUGGAGCAGCAGAGGUUGCAUAGAAGAGUGUUUUUAGACAAUAUUAACCCAGAAAACCAAGCUCUUUUGAUCCUUGUCUCCUGCUUCGUGAAGACAUCACAUUUGGAAGAGUACCUUUGUGUCAAGGAAGCCAUUUUGUUGGAUCUCCUCAGAGUCAUCAGCCAUCACCGUGCUCGGCUUGCCACUCCUAUCCGUACAAUUCAGAAAGUAUACAGUGAUGCUGAUGUGGACAACCUUCCAUUUGGAGAUACAAUCUUCACUCGUCCUGGGCCAGCUACCAACCGUGCACUUCUAUUGAUAGGGCCCCCAAAGAGAAUUAAUGGUGAUGAUAAAAAAACUUGUUCAGUGCAUUCGACUGAAGAACAGGAUGCUAAGGUGGUUGCAACAUCAACAUCUGGGACUAAGGCAGAUGCUAAGAUUGAGGGAACAUCAACGUCUGAGUCCAAGGCAGAUACUAAGGUUGGGUCUGUUGGGACAACAACAUCUGACUCCAAGGAAGAAUCCAGGGUUCCAGCAUCAUCUAUGUCUGAUUCUAAGGCAGACAAUAAGGCUUCAUCAAUGCCAGUGUCCAAGGUAGAACCUAAGAGUGCAGCAAUGUCAAAAACUGACUCGAAGGUUUCGGCUUCAGUGUCAGAAAGUUCACUCCGAACCAACUCAGACAAGCAGCAGUCUAAGAAGGCAGGUUUAGGUGCAUCUGUAGCAACCUCACAGAUGAAGCAAGAAAGUGAAAGGUCAUCAGUUGCACCCCCUCCGAAAUCCAGGCCUGCCUUGGAAGAAAAUAUUGUUCUUGGUGUUGCUUUAGAGGGCUCAAAGCGGACCCUCCCAAUCGAGGACCUGGGUCCAGCUCCAUCUCCAUCUCCAUCUCCAUCUCCAUCUCCAUCUCCUGUGGAGGCAAAGGAAUUGGUAGGUUUCCGAAAUGGAAAUGGGUCUAAUGGUGCGAAAGAUAAGAGGGACAAUCAGAUUUCUACAGUUCCGGGUGUGGGAGCUGGUGAUCAGAGAGAUCAGGAAAGGUGACCAAUGCAAAUAUUUAUUCCCUCACCCCCCCUCCCCUUCCUUUUUUCUUACAGAUAGCAGUUCUUUUUAAUUUUAGGAAAAUGCAAGAAGCUGUGUUUUUGAAAGCUGGCAUUAUGUGGUAUAUAUGUUCUCAUUGAAUUGGUCAAAUUGUUGUUGACUUUAAACGUGUAGAAUUUGUAAUAUCAGUUAGGGCAUUAUCAACAUCUCUAAUGUAAUGUA
Molecule: messenger RNA, 2788 nt
Organism: Macadamia integrifolia
Lineage: Eukaryota; Viridiplantae; Streptophyta; Magnoliopsida; Proteales; Proteaceae
Product: mechanosensitive ion channel protein 2, chloroplastic-like
Exons: 14
Coding region: 389-2569 (726 amino acids)
Biological process (GO): transmembrane transport
Cellular component (GO): membrane
Source: RefSeq, a predicted model, not a curated record